Porites evermanni is the source of this 701-nucleotide messenger RNA. Lineage: Eukaryota; Metazoa; Cnidaria; Anthozoa; Scleractinia; Poritidae. The record is from the annotation of a GenBank genome assembly.
AUGGGACAAUCAUUCCAGAGAAUAUCGCCCAGACUGGUCACCGCCAAGAACCUUAGGCUUCGUCAACAGGGCAGAAAGGGGUACAGUCUGUUGACAUGCGGAAGGACACUGCGUCUUUAUUUUGUUAUCGACUACAACUGCGUGGAUUGCCGCGACGGGGAAAAAGGCGCGUUCGAUAUAUCUGUGAACUCCUCACUGGUUACAAAGACGCCCACCGGUGCUUCAACCACGGCCAUCUCAGCGACGUAUAAUCCUGUUGUAUUUGCAAUGAGUAGUUCCAAGGCUUUUGUAACAGUGAGGCUCUAUACACCUUCAGAUGUGACCGGAAUUCUCAACAAAAUGGAAACCAUCCAAGUUACUGCGAGAAUGAGAAGGCGCAUUCCAACUCCCGCUGACGUGACGUCAUUCGUUGAGAGUUACAAGGUCACGUGUUCGCCUUGAGCAACCCGUCAUCUCCAAACGAGGUGACAGAUUUUCGUGUGACUGAAAAACGUAGAAAAACUGUUUCAAAACUGCGCUACAUAUCACUAAGUCUAGAAAGAACGCUUUUGUGUAUUUGAAUGAUUGCUAGUAGGAGUCCGUUACACCACAGUGCCCACCUCUCGUAUAAUGCCUGGCGACUUCGAGUGUUUUCAGAUAGAAGAGAGCUUGUUAAAGCAGCGACGACGGCGACGGCAACGAGAACGGCAAAAAAGAAAUAG